CCCUGGAGGGGUCGUCGGUUUCGCGAAUGCGCCGUUGAGGCGGAGGGGGCCACCGCUAUGUCGCUGCCGGGCUCGCCGGCCCCGCGCUGGGCCCCGACGCACGUCCAGGUGACGGUGCUCCAGGCGCGGGGGCUGCGGUCCAAAGCUAAGGGCGGCAGCGGCAGCGACGCCUACGCCGUCAUGGCGCUGGGCAAGGAGAAGUUCGCCACCUCGGUGGCCGAGCGCUGCCUCGGCUCGCCCGUGUGGCGGGAGGAGGCCACCUUUGAGCUGCCCCCGCCGCCGCGACGGGGCCCGGGCGGGGCAGUCGGGCCCGGACCGCACGCCGUGUUGCAGCUGACCGUCUUCCACCGCUCGCUGCUCGGCCUCGACAAGUUCUUGGGCCGCGCCGAGAUCGGCCUCGCUGAGCUGCAGACCGAAGGCGGCCGCCACAGCACCCGAUGGUACAGUCUUCACUCCAAACCAGGGAAGAAGGAAAAAGAGCGGGGUGAGAUUGAAGUGGAUAUCCAGUUCAUGAGGAGCAACCUGACAGCCAGCAUGUUUGAUCUAUCCAUGAAGGAUAAGUCUCGGACUCCCUUUGGCAAACUGAAAGACAAAUUAAAAGGGAAACGGGGCAAUGGGUUGCCAGACACAGCCUCAGCAAUUAUUCCUAGCAUUACUCACUCUCCAGCUGACAGUGAAGAAGAGUCAAAUGACAAAGAGAAGAAAAAAUCAAAGUUCAAGACACUGUUCUCUAAGCCUGGUUUGCAUAAAAGCAAUAUUUCUCAGUCCAUGUCUGUGCUACCUACUCUCCAGCCUGUUUCAGAGAGAGUUCGACUUCGGCCCAGUGACUUUCAUUCACAGUGGAGUGAUGAUGAAGAUGACGACACUUUGACGUCGGUCUCUGAGAAGCCCUCUACAAACAGAACCAACAGUAAUGUGCUUUAUCCCCCUUCUGUCAUGACCCACAAAAGAACUGGCAGUGGAGACUCCAAGCAAUUAAACCAAAUCACUGCUGGCAAUGCCAAGAAGGAUAUGCAUUCUUUAUUUGGCCUCAAACCCAAAAAUGACCCAGUUUCCAGGUCCAAUCUGUGUAUUAAUGGCAGCCACGUUUACAUGGAAGAAAGUGAAUCAAAGAGUGAUACUGUUCCAAAAGAAGGCACUCCAUCUUCUCCUCAGACUCCCCAGCGAAAACGUCUCUUUUCGUCUCAGGAGAACUUGUCUUUUGAACCAGACAAGGAACUUGAAAACCCUGGAAGGUUGCCCUUUGAUAAGCAGCCGUCUGGAUCGUCUUCCUUGGAAUCCUUUAAAGCCAUGACUCUGCCAUCGUACAAACUACUUGCUGGUGGGGAUUUGGUGGAAAACAACAUUCCAUUGGUUUCAGACACUCCAAAAGAAACCAAGGAGACCAAAAAGCAGGAGAACAAGAAGUCUGGCUUGCUGUCUCUUGUGACAGGGAAAAAAGAAACAAAAAUCAGUGAGGAGAUGGGGAGCACUGAAACUUCUCUCAAGGUAAAGGAAGUGAAGCGUAAUGAAAAAGAAUUGGCAAGAAAGGAGACAAGCCCUUUUCAGGUCCCUGUGGAUGGCAGAAGGGGUCAUGACCCAGCUAAGAGCAAUGCUACAGAUGCUGUGAUUGUGAAGACAUCAACAAAUCCUUUCAGUGAAAAUAUUGUGGAAGGAGAGAAACCAGGAAAAAAUGCAGCUUCUGUGAAACCUUCUCAGACGAAACUUGUCAAACCCAGACUGGGCGUGUCUUCAGAGGAUGAAACCAAGGCCUCCUUUUUUCCUCCUGUACCUCUUCCUCCUACUUGCUAUCCUUCAAAUAAUGAAAAUAAUCCUUUUACUUCCAAAUUUGAGGCAAAACAGAAAACUCAGGAAGCUGGUAGGCUUGAUAGUUCAAAAAAUGGUUCUGUAUAUCCUGGUAAUAAUCCAUUCACCUCAAAAUGGAUGCAGGAUUCCAGCGAUUUGGAAUGCUCUGCAGUUUCUGUCUGCCUUCCUUCUACUUCUGACAGUGAAAAUAAUCCCUUCACUCCUAAAUGGGGACAAGAAUCUCAGACACGGGAGAUGGAAAUCUCUUCCUUACAGUCUCCUGCAGUUUCCCUUACUGAAACUCAUACUAUUCCUUCUCAGCUUUCUAAUGUUGAUGAUCCUUUUGUAGUCAAAGUAGGACAGGAAACUGAUAGAAUUAAAAGUCCUCCCACUUCUUUUAGUUCUGUAUCUUUAGCUGGAAACAUUGAUAAUUCCAAGUACACUGGUGAAGUUUCUUCAGAAAAGUUUCAAAAUGAAAACUUAACUUAUCAGAGAGAUACUAUAUCCAACUUUUCUGAUUUUCUGUCUGAGAGUCCUCCUCCACAGUCUUAUGACCUAGUUAGUGUGAACCAAAAAGCUCCAUAUGAUGACAAAGUGCAUAGAGUACCACCUUUUAAAGAAAAUAAUGGGAUGAAGAAGUUGGUAGCCUUUGCCCUUGAUGAAUCAAAAGAUGAUGUAAUAAGUAGUCAUAAUGACAGUGCAGAUGAAGAUCCAUUUGAGAUAAAUGAAAAUAAAGAAGCAGUACAUUCAGUUGAAAAGAAUAGCAGCCAGAUAAUUGAAUUAAACAUAGACAAUAGCUGUGUCUCUAAGCCUGAUGAAGACAAAAAUUUUCAUCAGAGGGGGAAAACUUUAGGGAAGGAAGUUGAAUCUGGCUGCUCAUCUAAAAUAGAGCCACCGGUACCAACUGCAAGAGUCCUCAUUCCUCUGCCUGUGGAAACCAACAUGUCAGGUACUGAAUUGAGUGACAAAACUCUCUCUGUACCACCAAAACCAGCACCAAGAAGUGGUUUGAAAGUGAAAAAAGGUGUGUAUCUUCCUCUCACUGAUGAAUCAAAAAGAGAAGGUGUUUCAAGCUGCGCGUCUGUUCCUAAAGAGAUUCCUACAGACAGUUCAAUCUUUAGUGAAAAGCUAAGCCAUGGUUGCUCAUUAACUUCAGAAAUGGCUGUUCUUCCUCAUGGAUAUGAUGGUGGUAACAUGGAUCCAUCUCGAAGUGGUAAUGACUAUGCUAACCACAUAAUGAGAACAUCACCUGGAAUUUCAGCUGUUGGAGAGUUGAAUGUAAAUCCCAUUGCUCUUCCUGCUAUUCUAGAAGUAGCUUCAGAUGAUGAGCAAUUAGGUGACUAUCAGCAGAGUCCUGAAAAUAUGACAGUAUGUGAAGACUUGCCAAGAAAUGAUUUUAUGAAUUUGUGGUCUUCCAUUGAGAGGAGAGAUCUGGCAUCAACUGAGAAAGCUAUUGGAGAGACUAUAUCAGGUCUCGUGCAAUGGAGUAAUCUUAGCGAUGCAUCCAACACAUUGUUGAAGGAUCCAGCCAACAAUGUGUUAGAUGCAGUAGUACAUCAAAACCCACGUCAUAACCUAACAGGCAUGGGACAGAAGAGUGGAGAUCACUGUGAGGAAAAUAGGCAGAAUGUUUGUCCUGAGUCUUCUGCUGAGCCUGUUUCUCUUUCCCCUCUGUCUGAUCCUUCUGAGUCUUGCUCUAUUAGCUCUUUCCAAUCUGAUUCUCUUGGCUUUAAUAAAGCAGACUCUCCGAAAAAAGCUACAGCAGAAGGAUUGGAUGCCAAAGUGGAAAGCUCUGGCAAGAAGAAGCUGCUUCAGGCAUGGGUUUCACCCUCUGAAACACAUCCCAAUCCUGGUGGAAAUUCUACCAAACUCAGACUUCAUCCUGUGAAGCCAAUGAAUGCUACAAUAAACCAGCUACCUGUAAAAACCUUGAGCAUAAAUACUAAGAUCCUGGAUAACCAGACUGAAAUCAAUCUGAAGAAAUAUGACCCUUCAGAUCCUGCUUAUGCUUAUGCUCAGUUAACUCAUGAUGAACUGAUCCAGCUGGUCUUGAAACAGAAAGAUAUUCUUGCAAAGCGAGACCUCCAGGUACGAGAGCUGGAAGAUUAUAUAGAUAACUUGCUUGUUAGAGUCAUGGAAGAAACCCCCAACAUUCUUCGAAUUCAAGUCCACCCCAAUAAGAAAGCUGGAAAGAUGUAAAAUGGCAGCUCAACCUGGAUGAGGACUUUUCCACUCAAAUUUAGGGAGUAGAGAAUGUGGAACGAAAUAACUUGCUUCUACCAAAACAAAGGUUAUUUAUGUCUGAGUAAAAUUGGUUUUCUUAUCCUAGAGACUGGUUAGAUAAUCCAAAAUGACAGUCUUUCUUCAGAUCCUUAUACCCUUCCAAUACAAUGCACAUAUUUUGGUGCUGUGCUACGAUUAAAAGUAUGAGAUUAUGAAACUUCAAGAGAGCUAUGUGAACCAGUUUUCUACUGUGAAUAAUACUGUAACUGGAGCAUUUAUACAGAAUUUUACGUAAAGUUGAAAAAUGUUUCCCACAGUUUUCAAAGCCACAGACUUCUGUGGGUAAUAUUAAUUUUUCAUGCAAUAUAUGCAAUCUUAUCCUAAGCAGUCUCAUGCUAAUUCACUGAAGACAUUGGAAUAUCAUCUAGCCCCUCAUUUUAAUUUGCUGGAAAAUGAAUAUAUUAUUGGAAAACUGGAUGCCUUUGAAAUCAUCACGGUGAUUUUCACAAGUCCUCACAAGUUCUUAUCAGUUGGGGUUGAUGCUGCAGAUGUUUACAGUGGAUUGUGUACUGAGCUUCUUGCAUUAUUCAUUGGGGAACCAUAGGUAAAAAUUGCAUAGUAACGGCUGGUGAACAAACACUGCUUGCUUGUAUUGGCUAAAUUGAAAUGACAAAAUUCUGCACUUCAGCACUGAGUUUUAUGAUUUCUAAUUGUGACUAGUUUGGGGUGUAUUGUAUUUGAUCUGGACUGGGACAAACUGGUAAUCGCACCAAAGCUAGUUGCUCAGUUGUAGAUGAUGGCUUUUAAAUACAGAUUAAAGCAGGGAUAGGUAAUCUUGGGCUUUAAGAGUACUAUGAGACAAAACUCCUGGAGGAGUGCUAGUUGCUUAUCCCUCUGUGAUUUUAGGAAUGUGGAUGGAACUGGAAUGUUCCUAUCUCCAAACUUUUUAACAGUUUGAAGGUACAUCUUCACACAAUUCUUGAUUGGCAUUGAAUAUUGACUGAGCUUGCUUUUUAGCAAACUCUCCUUUGUUCAGAAAUUGAUUUGUGUUUCUUCCUUCUCUCUCAUUCAAUAAAGUGUUCCCAGAAUGGCUUCCUAUUUGUGAACACCUUCACAAAAAUUCCCAUCUAACAAAGUUCUGUUCAGAAAAUAUGCUGAGAAAAUUGCUGUAGUUAAGUCCUUUUAGAGUAACAGUCUACUUAGGCUAGUACAAUUACUUUGGUCAGGAAGGGUCAGACAGUUUUGUGAGUUCCAGAACACCUCCUUACUGUCUCUUUCUUUAGCUCUUCCAGGUUCUGUAUUCCCUCCCUUCCCAUGCUUCAGAGGUAUAAUGGCUUGUGAUGGUUAUUAUGGGUGAAAAUCCUCCCAGAUAAAAUUGUAGACUUUUAGAAUCUGCAACUGAUGAGCAAGCAGUUAGAAAUCUUUAGGGGUACCUUUUUGUUAAGUGAAGAAAAGGCAUUCUUUUUCAUCAGGUGUCACUGCAAAUGUGUAUGCAAUUCUUUAACACCCCCCCCCACUUUUUUUUUUCUUAUGCAGUGAAAAGAUUUGUUAAAAUUUGCUCCUUUCCUUUUCAGGUAUUGCUGAGCAAAGUCUUUCAGCUCUUGUAAUUCCAAGCAUUUAUUUGCUGUGGCCAAGGGCUGUAUAUGCAGUAUUGUUGGUCAACUCAAAUUUUCCUUUCUCAAUACCUGUCUUAAAUUUGACAUGGACAAACUUGACAAUCUGAUAAGUGGCUCAAAUCUGAGUUGAUAUUUAAGUUUUGUUUUAUUUGAUCAAGUAAACUAAACAGGAAAAUAUUGAUGUGAGAGUGUCUGUGGGCUUGUUUUCAACAUGCUCUACAGCAGCAGUUUUUUACAUUGGGGCAUGUGGUCUGGGAAUCUAGAAGCUUGGUUAGGGCCUGGCCAUGGUAUUGUGCCGGUGCUCUUCUGUUCCUGAUGAUGUAAAGGUUUUGAAUUGUCAGGUUUUUCCUCAGCUAACUACACUUUUCCCCAGAGUUAGAGAAAUGUAGCUCGACCUAUUUUUUGCAAUGUUUACUUGAAUUAUCUUUCCACAAUGAAUAGCCUGUAUGGUUUUUGAUAAAAGGCAAUUGGGAACAUUCACUCUCUCAGCAUACAUGCAAGGUUUGUAUAAAACAGAACAGACUUCCUUUUUCCUGUGAAAAUAAUAGUGCGUGGUAAAGUGGGAAGGAUAAAUACAGUACUUUUAAAUCUCGCUGACACUUUAAAUUGGAAGGUUAAAGAGGUUUUUAAUUCUUAAGCAGAAACAAUAGAUAAAUUGGUUUUGGACUAUGGGUGAAUUGUGCCUUCAGGGAAAGAAUGAGUAGUCCAGAUCUAGUGGGAAAACUGCAUUUUGUGUGCUUAUUUUAAAACUUUCUAGUCAUCUCCCUUCUUAUGAUUUACAAAAAAUCCAUUUUAAUGUUAUUACAGGUUAAUUUGGAUUAGGUCAACCAUUAUACUGCUGCAAACUGAGGUUUAAUUAUAAAAUCUAAAAUUUUAAGUUCUGUCUUAGGAGAUAGAAACUACAUGUAGAGAUCAGCAAGGUACUUUGCAGGAUUACAAAAGUGUGUGCAUGUUUGUGUUCUAGCCACUCAGAUCUAUUACUGUCCAAAAAUUGUUAGCACUCCUAGCUAGCCAAUAAAAUGCAAGUACCCACAGCAAUGUAAAUGUUUAGAGGCAACAAAGAAUUAACUUAAUCAUUUUACUAUAGCUACUGUUUAUUAUCUUCCUAUGCACUUUAAUGAGGGAUGUGGUUGGCACAGAACCAUUCUUCAGCCCUCUCAUUGUACUUAGUCACAACACUGAAUUACAGUGUAAAUUUCUCAGCUAAAUUUACUAAUAGUGCACAGUUAAUUGCUCUUGGCACUGCAUAAUCUGGCAGUCACCAAAGAACAGAAUACCUUAGGUGGCUACUGUACUCAUGUUUUGAGAAGAGGUGUAGUUUGUAUGACUUGCGUUACCAGUGCAUUCAUAACCUAAUUACAUAUUUUAAGGUUUGGUACGCAAUGAGUAAUAUAUUUUAAAGUCUGGUUCUGAGGGAGGAGUAGAUCAUACUCUCUGUUGUUGCCAUAAACUGAGUGUGAAACUUGUUGAAUAGACUUGUCUGUCUCCCCUGUGCAGCGUAGUUCUAAAUCGGUCAAUGUACUUAACUGAGGCUGUCUCUUUGCCUCAUUUGUUGGAUAGAAUUAGAACAAACAUUUCAGAUUUUUGCAAGGAAAAGAAUAGUGGCCUGCCAUAUUGAAGGCAGUGGGUCAUCCUGAAAUUGCUGGUACUGAAAUGUGUAACAAUGCAUAUUUUUCAGGUAAAAGAAAAGGUUUGGGUAUUUUUAAAGUCUGGCUGCUUCCCUCUGCUGGUUGAAGCACAAUGCUGUAUGCCUGCUGCUUUUAUGAAAAGACAUAUUGGAAUUUGUAUGUCUGGUUCCAGAACAUUGAAUAGCUGCUUUAACACCAUACUUCCUAGGAAUAAAUUUCUGAAAUAGACUGGAAUUGUAUUCUAAACAUGUCUGCUAAUAAAACGGCAGGUGACAGCAAAAACAAAAACUUGUGCUGGACAAAUUUUGAGUGGAUUGAGAAAAUUAAAUUUAGAAUUCUUAAAACUUUAAUAUAAGUUCCAGGUGGUUGGUCAUUCUUGUGGUAAAUUAUGGGAAUUGCAAUUAGGAGCAUGCUAAACAUUCCAACCUGAAGCAGGCUGUCUGCAGCCCCAAUAAUUGGAAAGGCCCAUUUCAUGUUUGCAGUGUUGCAUGAUAACCUUUUGGACAAGGUUGAUUUCAACACACACAAAGAGCACUUAAUUGGGGAAGAUAGUUUUAAGUCAUAACUGUAUGUACUUACGGGUUUUAAGUGGGGCAGUUUCACAUAUUGUAACAUACAUAGAAGGAGUUACAUCUGGGCCCAGUUGUGCCAGCUUUGCCUUCCUACAAAGGUCUGAUUCACUAUAUAUCACUCAAUACCUAGUAAUAGUGCCUUAAAAUCAGUAUUUUACUGAACAGUUUAAGUACAAUCUGUUCACGUAAAUUCUUGAGUUUUAGUAAAAUGGUUAUGCAAUGAAUAGUUUAUCUCCCUCUGUAUAUUUAACAUAGAAGGAUUUGAAUGUAUGUUUCUGCUUUGUUACACUUGGUACAUUACCUGAUGGUUUUUAUGCAAAGACCUUCAGCCUUAUGAAAUGUUAAAAUAAAGUUAUUUAAAGUUAAA
Molecule: messenger RNA, 8191 nt
Organism: Candoia aspera
Lineage: Eukaryota; Metazoa; Chordata; Lepidosauria; Squamata; Candoiidae
Gene: RAB11FIP1
Product: RAB11 family interacting protein 1
Exons: 6
Coding region: 58-3984 (1308 amino acids)
Biological process (GO): regulated exocytosis
Cellular component (GO): intracellular membrane-bounded organelle
Molecular function (GO): small GTPase binding
Source: RefSeq, a predicted model, not a curated record